CAAAAAUAUUUCCUGUAAUGGGAAACUUUUUCAUUAGCAUUGUUUUGUUCCUCUUUCUUUUUCUUUUUCUCAUACGUUUUAAAUCAUAGUUUAUCUUUCGUUUAAUUAUUAUUGCGCCAGGUCUGUAAAAUACAAACAAAGAAAUAUUCACAAGAAAAAUAUUAUUUAUGGAAUCCUUGUACACCAUGUUGCGAUGAUAAACCAAAACCACCACCUUGUCCGUCAAACCGCAGCCUACAGCGAUCACGGUAACCAAUCUAUGGGUGCGAACUUUGUCAGGAAAAUCCUAACCAUGAGGAAAGUUUUGAUAAAAGUAGAGUCAAAGAAUUGACGUCGCCUAUUAUAUUUUAUUAAAUGUAUUUAAAUAAUAUAUAUACGUGUACAUAGAAAGAUCUAAAAUGUUUCAUUAUAAAUAUCUUUUGUAGUACACAAAGGUGAUCAAGAAGUAAAAUUCUUUCUUCUUCUCACAGGAGAAAUUUUUGUACACCAUUUACCGUUCCAUUAAUCCACUUGAAAUUAAUCCAUAUUACACACAAUACAUUUGUGUUUCAAGAAUUUCACGAAUGAUCUCAUCGAUUACCUCAUUUUCGACAUAUAGAUGUAACUAUUUUCUAUGUACCUAGCAACAUCCCGGAGAUAUUAUUUGGGAUCAUUUCCAACCAGACACUCAACUACUACAGUACGACAGUUUAUUAGUAAUAAGAGGUUUCUGGUUGGUGAUUCUUGCCCUAAUAACAAUGUCAGAAGCAGAGAAAAAUGUUGAAUCUCUGCGCUCCGUUGUGGAAGGUGCAAAUCAAUUUAGUUCUUCAUUCUUUCAGACCGUGGUACGACACAAUCCUGGCAACCUUAUAACGUCCCCUUUAAGUGCAAGUAUUGUUCUUGCUAUGACAGCUUUCGGAGCUCGUGGAAACACAGUAGCCCAGUUUAGAAAUGUACUUCAUCUGCCAACUUCAGAGAGUCUUGCCACGUCUGGUUAUCAGUCACUUAUUGAUAAUCUCAAUAAUGUGAAAGACAAUAAAUUGGCUGUUGCAAAUAAAGUCUUCGUAGCUGCAAGUUUAAAUUUGAAACCAAGUUACAAAAAUUUGACUGAAGUUUAUUUCCGCUCUUCUUCUCAAUUAGUAAACUUUGCUCAAAGUCAGGAAGCUGCAAAUAUUAUUAAUAGUUGGGCCGAACAAAAUACAAAUAAUCUCAUUAAAGAGCUUGUAACUCCUGCAAUGUUAGAUGACUUGACAAAGUUAGUACUUGCCAAUGCAGUAUAUUUUAAAGGCCAAUGGAAAGAUAAGUUCGACCUUAAGUUAACGAGAAAUAUGCCAUUUCAUACUAGUAAAGUUGAAGUAAAAAAUGUUCCUACAAUGUAUAGACAAGGUAAAUACAAAUAUGGAGUCCUCGUAGAUUUAAAUGCGAAAUUCGUUGUAAUACCAUACAAGGGUGACGAAUUGAGUAUGGUUAUAAUUCUUCCAAAUGAAAUUAAUGAUCUAUCUGAUGUUGAGAAAAAAUUACAAAAUAUAAGUGUAACAAACAUUCUAAGUCAAGGACAUGGGGAAGAAAUGAGAUUAUGGUUACCAAAGUUCAAGGUGGAAAGUAACAUAGAUCUUAGGAAUGUCUUAAUAGAGAUGGGUUUAACUGAUGCGUUUGCUGGUGCUGAUUUUUCUGGGAUUGCUGAUGGUGAAGGUUUAUGCAUCAGUCAACUUAUACAAAAGGCAUACAUUGAAGUGAAUGAAGAAGGAAGUGAAGCUGUUGCUGUUACUCGUCGCGUUGUAACGAAGAGAAAGGGUGGUUGUAGAUAUAUAAGGGAGUUCAAAAUUGAACAGCCAUUUUUUUAUUAUAUCAUAAAAACUAUGAAAGAUGAAAUAGGUAAUGAUAUUAAUCUACCACUAUUCUGUGGUUCUAUUUACGAACCCAAAUUCUAAGCGCAGUAGUGCCGUAAUAGUAAUAUCGUAAUAAUGUGAUAAUUAAUUCAUGCACUCCGUGCAUAGUUAUAAACAUUUUACUAAUACCUUGUUUUACAAUAAAUACAUUGCAUUUGUCUUAAA
Bombus terrestris (buff-tailed bumblebee) is the source of this 2033-nucleotide messenger RNA. Its product is annotated as antichymotrypsin-2-like. The record is from RefSeq and is a predicted model, not a curated record. Gene Ontology annotation, molecular function: serine-type endopeptidase inhibitor activity. The coding region runs from base 738 to 1910 and encodes 390 amino acids. The transcript is spliced from 8 exons. Lineage: Eukaryota; Metazoa; Arthropoda; Insecta; Hymenoptera; Apidae.